CUUAACUUCACCUUUAAGCUGUCUUCAUUAAAAAUGUGUCUGAUUACAUGUUGGGGCUGCUGCUGACAAGAAUGCGUGCCUUUCCUCAAAAGCACCAAGGAGAUUAAAAGAGACCCUACCGCGCGCAAUACUCGUAAAGCCCAAAAGACGUCAUGCGGGAUCGAGGCGGCGCUAAGCAGACCGGGUCCAUAUGAUUCCACUCACUGCUCAUCACCACACGACUCCUCUGCGCAACAUGGACCCGGCCAAAUCAUCAGCGGAGGACCGGAGCGCGGAGCAGGCGGCGUCUCUGUUCAGGAGCCCGGACCCGGAGAACCAGAGGCGGGCAACGGGCAAGAAGAACAGCCACUGGAAAGUCAUCAUAGCGGUUCUGCUGCUGUGUUUUCUGGUGAUCGUACUGGCUGUGGCUUUCUCUCUGAAGAAAGGAAGCAAAGAUAAGGGAAAAGUUUGGCUCCAGGGCACAUUUGAAGACCUCCAGAUGCCCCAGUGCCCACCUGGGUUCAGCAAACCUCCUCUCAUCCUGGUGUCUCUGGAUGGGUUCAGGGCAGAAUAUCUAAAGGACCACAGCAACCACAUCCCUGUCAUCAACACGCUAAGGAAGUAUGGCACCACGACUCCAUUCCUGCGACCAGUCUAUCCCACCAAGACCUUCCCAAACCACUACAGCAUUGUGACGGGUCUUUAUCCAGAGUCCCAUGGUAUAGUCGACAACAAAAUGUAUGACGUCAAGAGAAACACAUUCUUCAGUCUCAAAACAGAUGAGAAGUUCAAUGCAGAGUGGUACCAGGGGGAACCAGUUUGGCUGACAGCAAUGCGUCACAGUUUAAGAACAGCCACCUUCUUUUGGCCCGGAUCAGAUGUGAACAUCACCGGGGAAUUCCCCACUUUCUACAAGAUGUAUGAUAAAACUAUCAACUUUGAGAAGAGAGUCACAACUGUAUUCGAAUGGCUAAGCUUACCUCAAGGACAAAGACCAGACUUCUUCACUCUGUAUUUGGAAGAACCAGACGCUUCAGGACAUCGUUAUGGUCCAGGAAGCAAAGAGGUGGUAGAAGCACUGGAAAACGUGGACCGGAUCUUGGGCAUGCUGAUGGACGGACUCAAAGAGAAGAACCUGCACAAAUGUGUCAAUCUGAUCGUGAUUUCUGAUCACGGUAUGGAGGAGGCUUCUUGUGAUAAAGCUGCUUUUAUUUCAUCAUUCGUCAAUAACACUGAAGACUUCUCUGUGAUCCAGGGCCCGGCCGCUCGGAUCAGACCUGUGCGGCUGCCUCAGGAGUACUUCACAUUUGACUAUGAAGGCCUCAUCGAGCGUCUGUCGUGCAGGACUCCUGACCAGCCAAUGAGACCCUACCUCAAAGAGCACCUCCCCAAACGGAUGCACUUCGCCAGCCACGAGAGGAUCGAGAGGGGGCACCUGUACAUGAAGGAGGGCUGGCAGGCCGCUAUGAACAGGAAGGAAAUGAAGUACUGCUCUGGAGGGUUCCACGGAUCUGAUAAUCUUUUUACGAACAUGCAGGCGAUUUUCAUUGGCUACGGCCCAGGAUUCAGACACAAGACUGUAGUCCCAACUUUUGAGAAUAUUGAAGUGUACAACCUCAUGUGUGACCUCCUGGGCGUCCGUCCUGCUCCUAACAACGGCACCCACGGGAGUCUGAACCACCUCCUGAAGAAGGCUCUGUUCCAGCCCGUGCACCCCGCCCAGCUGUCACAUGACACGCCAUGUGAUACGUCUGACCCCACCCCCUCAGAUGACCGCCAGUGCUCCUGUGAAAAUGAAACAGCAGAAAUGCACAAAGAGAUGAACACACAACUUCUCAGCAUAGACGCUGCCACCAAAGCCCAGUUGCGGAGAAAGCACCACCCCUUUGGCACUCCUCGCGUGGUGGAGUCUGAGGUGUCCUUCUGCCUGCUCCAUCAGAGGGACUUCCUGAGCGGGUACAGUCAUGACAGACUCAUGCCUCUCUGGGUCUCUUACACCAUACCGCUCCUGGCAAAAGUUGAUCCUCUAAUCAGCCCAUGUGUGCGUGCUGAUGUCCGUAUUAACCCAUCCCAGUCGCAGAUGUGCAGUCGCUAUAGAAACGACCCCAGGCUCACCUUUGGGCUGCUGCACCCACCCAAUCUGAAAACUCAAGGCCCUCAGACUGACUCGCUUCUCACCAGUAACAUGGUCCCGAUGUUUCCUGCUUUUCUGGCCAUAUGGGACUACUUCCAUACCAUCCUGCUCCCGAAAUAUUCCCAGCAUCUGAACGGAGUCAACGUCAUAAGUGGGCCCAUAUUUGACGAAGACUACAAUGGAAAUGUAGAUAAACCUAAACCAGUUGUAGAUUCACAGGCACCAACGCCAACGCACUUUUUCCUGAUCCUGACAAGUUGUGGGAACUCCAGUCUGAGUCCAGGCUCCUGCUCUGGCCCUCUCAGAGUCCAGUCCUUCAUCCUGCCCCAUAGACCCGACUAUAAAGAGAACUGUGCCUUGGAUCAGGUAGAGGUCUGGGCGGAGAAGUGGAUGAAGUUCCACACAGCCAGAGUCCGAGAUAUAGAGCUUCUCACUGGACUGAGCUUUUACCACGACAGAUUAUCAGUGGAAGAGACGCUACAGCUCAAAACAUUUCUACAGACUGCAUAAGAUCACAGCAAUAGUAAUACAGAAAACAGAGACACUCAACCAGCUGUAAUCCAAAGAAGCCAUGUUGGUGUUUAUUUCUUUAUGGACGUUUGUGGACCAAGAGGAGAUUUUUCAACUAAUACUCACAACUUCAGUUAAGAUGUAAUAUGCCGAUUUGUUAAACAACCAACAGGGAGCAGUGUUUUUGCAAAAAGAAAAAAAACAUCUGUUGUUCAUGUUUGUACUGUAGUAUUUGACAGUAUUGAAAAUUCAGGUGAGCCAGGUCGAAACUAUAAGACUAAACCAGGGAUAAACUUAAAUGGAAAACUGUAUCUGUUCAGGACUAAAGAAGAAUCAGGUCUCUCUUUUUUAGUUAUAGAAAUCAAAUGGUUUUUAAGCAAUUCUACGUAUUAUGUCUUCUGCAAUAUCCGUCCAGGUUUGAAAUGUAAAUGUAAAAAGGGGCUAAAGCCAUACAGCGUUUUGUGAUAUUUUGGUGGAAAAAAAUAUGCUGGAAACCAAAGAGGUUCUAAUCAACUGAGAGGUUUCUGAACCAUUACAGAGACAUGUCUUGAAUUGUUUAAUGCUUUGUUUUCCUUCAAAUUAAUUCGUUUUCUAACAACAUAAAAACCCAUAGGAGCCUAGAUGCAUUCUGAAGACUCACCACAAGAUGUCACCAUUCCUCCUAUGUGGUCUGUUAUAUGCAGGAUCCUAAUAAUUUUCUCUUUGUUGAUUUUAAGACGUCGCUGCAAAUGCACAUUCCAUUCUGAUAGUGAUAGUGAUUCUGAUAGUGGCCCCUUAAAUUCCUCACUGUGGGAUUUAUGGGUUGUAUUCAGGAAGACUUAAUUGUGUGAGAUUGAGAGCAAGCUACAGGAGCAGGGACGAAUCUGCUCUUAAAUUCCAAAACAAAUAGAACAUAUCUGUAAUGAAAUAUGUCUUAAAGAGCCCAUUUUACGUUAUUUUCUGAUCUAUUUCACAAUGUUGUUUCCUCAUCAAAGCAUACCUGGCGUUGUGUUUUGUUUCAUUCACAAACCCUAUCGUUCUUUCACAUUGUGAUGUCAUGUGGUAAUACAGGAAUUGCUCCAUUGUGUUUCUUAAUCCCAGGUCUGAAAUCAUCUAAAUUACAAAUGUAUGGCAUGUAAAAUCUUUAAACUGAACAAAAGGUAAAAGGUAGCUGUUAACAUGAAAACUGCAUGUGUGACAUAAAGAAAACACAACUCGAGGUAUGAUUUUGAGGAGGUUACAAAGUGAUAACAUCGCUCAAAGCUCACAAGAGGUAAUUUUUCUUAAUGUAGGACCCUUAAAUAUUUCUAAUUAUAUUUAAUGUUAUGCACACGGAUAAUCAACAUAAAGAUAACAUUAGCAUUAUGUACACUAUGAAUAUUACUGUAUAAACAUAGAGAUUCAUACUGCUGCCUCCUCUCCAUCUCAGAUUUCAUAUUCUGGUCAAAACAUUCCUCUGAUAUCUACCGACAAUGUCCAUCCCAAACACUGCCUCAAAUAUGAAAGACUUUUUACUGUCCUUGUCAGAUCUUCGCAGCGUGUUAAUAAUAAUGCUUUAUGUGUAAAACACCACUGUGUAUGUUUAUAAUCUGUACAUUUCUGGGAAUUUCUUUAAUGUGAUUGAGUGAAAGUAGCCAUUUUAUGACAAUAAUGGUUCAUUUUUAUACAAUUAAUUUGUGUAUUAGCGGGUUGUUGUCGUUCACAUUUUUACAGAUUGUCAGAAAUGGCAGCUAUGAACAUAAAGUUUUUACUAAAAACA
This is a messenger RNA of Boleophthalmus pectinirostris (great blue-spotted mudskipper), 4361 nucleotides long. It is a transcript of the gene enpp1, whose product is annotated as ectonucleotide pyrophosphatase/phosphodiesterase 1. Gene Ontology annotation, molecular function: metal ion binding; nucleic acid binding; dinucleotide phosphatase activity. The transcript is spliced from 23 exons. The record is from RefSeq and is a predicted model, not a curated record. Gene Ontology annotation, biological process: regulation of bone mineralization; inorganic diphosphate transport; ATP metabolic process. Lineage: Eukaryota; Metazoa; Chordata; Actinopteri; Gobiiformes; Gobiidae. The coding region runs from base 191 to 2623 and encodes 810 amino acids. Gene Ontology annotation, cellular component: cell surface.